Molecule: messenger RNA, 836 nt
Organism: Rubroshorea leprosula
Lineage: Eukaryota; Viridiplantae; Streptophyta; Magnoliopsida; Malvales; Dipterocarpaceae
Source: the annotation of a GenBank genome assembly
GCUCUUGCUCAAUUCCGCAUAUUCUGCUUGUUCUUGUUUCUGUAUACUUCUUGAUCUUCUUGAUUCUUGGUUUUUGUUCAUAUGGACACCCCUUUAGGAGGGGAUGACCUGACUGUAAAUCUGCUUAGCCUCCAUGAGCUACGAGGUGAAGGGUUAGUCCUUGAAAUACUUGAUGCCCUAGAGUUUUGUUCCAAGUGAAAUGGUUCUUUUAUCUGGCUGCUUGGAUUUUUGUUUGCCCUUUUAAUUAGAAGACAUGAAUCUUCUAAGCAUCUUGAUCUCAGCCAUUGCUUUGUUCUGUUAAUUAAUUCGUGUUACUUGGGGUGCUCGAUCUUGACAUCCUGAUUGUAAUUGCUCUUGAAUCCGUGUUCUGUUUGUCAUUAUUGAAAUCUCUUUUGUGGGCUUAAUCCUUGAAUUCUAUUGUUUGUUUCAUGGUUAACUCUUGUCUCUCAAUUUUGACUGCUUGGUUAAAUUUGAUCUUGAUUCUUGGUGAAUGCCGUUUUGUUGUUGAAAUUUUUGAGACAUUCUACCUUGUACUUCCAGUAUGCUUCCAAGCAUUCAUAUUUUCCAUUGAUUUUAUUCUGUUGCAGUUCUUGAGAUUCUUACAUGUCUUUUGAUGGUCCAGCUUUUAACUCUUGUUAAUUGCUAAAAUCUGUCUCUUGAUUCCAAUUGCUUUGUUAAACAUGACCUUAUUGGCUAACCUUGCUUUGUGACAGAAUGUAUAAGGCAUCCAUGCACUCGUUCAUUCAUUCAUGAUCCAUAUAUCCAUUGGAUGCUUAUUCGUCUUUGAUAAGAGUUCAAAAUUUUGUUGUGCUCGUCAUUAAAUCCAUGCCAUUCUU